AUGGCACAAAUCAUGACUAUCUCAUUGUUGUUCGUCUCUCUCACAAUCUUAGGUUUUUUGGGCACGGUCGAGUCACGUUCCCGUGCUAGGACGUACCUAGAGGCACAAUGUAAACCGACGUUAUACCCUGAUCUAUGUGUAAGAACUCUCCUACCAUUUGCGAACAAAAAAGAAGUGCCUAGCCCGCAAAAAAUAGCUCAAAUUUCACUUACUACGUGUCUAGCCAAAGCCCGGUUCACAAAGGCUUAUGUGGACAUGAUAGCAAAAGAAUUUAACAGAACGAGAAAUCCUGAAGAAUACCAAGCCUUGGAAGACUGCUUGCAACAGAUAAACAAUGGAGUAAACCAAAUUACUCAGUCUGUUAAGGAAUUACGAAAGAUGGGCAACGACGGGGAGGAGAACUUUACGUGGCAUGAAAGUAAUGUCCAAAGCUGGGUCGGGGCUGCGCUAACAGACACCACGACAUGUAUUGAUGGUUUUUUAGGGGAUGAAAUUGGGAGUAAGGCUAAAAGUAUGAUCAAAGCAAGGUUUUUGAACGUGAAACAACUUGCUAGCAAUUCUCUUGCGUUGUUAAAUCGGUUUACAGCAAGGCAUCGUGCUUCACGGGCCAUCAAGAACCCAUAA
Molecule: messenger RNA, 624 nt
Organism: Erigeron canadensis
Lineage: Eukaryota; Viridiplantae; Streptophyta; Magnoliopsida; Asterales; Asteraceae
Product: pectinesterase inhibitor 9-like
Exons: 1
Coding region: 1-624 (207 amino acids)
Biological process (GO): negative regulation of catalytic activity
Molecular function (GO): enzyme inhibitor activity
Source: RefSeq, a predicted model, not a curated record